Messenger RNA from Guyanagaster necrorhizus, 1563 nucleotides. RefSeq names its product cytochrome P450. The annotation marks the transcript as partial. The transcript has 13 exons. Gene Ontology annotation, molecular function: oxidoreductase activity, acting on paired donors, with incorporation or reduction of molecular oxygen; iron ion binding; heme binding. NCBI's taxonomy places the organism in Eukaryota, Fungi, Basidiomycota, Agaricomycetes, Agaricales, Physalacriaceae. The record is from RefSeq and is a predicted model, not a curated record.
GGGACCAUGACGUGACAUAUCACGAGUGAAAAAUGUAUAUAAGGCCGCAGAAUCUAUGCCCCUUUUAAACAUCUCCAGUCGAUGCUCACAAAUACCAUGGACUCCCCCAUUAUCUUGCUUCUUUCGGCCAUUGCCUUGGCAGCGACACUCUACUUCUGGCAGUCAAGGCGCAAAUAUCACUUGCCCUUACCUCCUGGUCCACCAAGACGGCUUUUCGUCGGAAACAGCAUUCCACCCACCGACGCCUUUCUCCAGUUCGAAGAAUGGACACAGAAAUAUGGCCCUGUAUUCUCCCUCAAACAGGGAGGUCAAACCACUGUGGUCAUUGGCCGGUAUCAGGCCGCCUGCGACAUAAUGGAAAAAGAAGGCGCGUCGCUGGUCGAUCGACCUCGGAGCAUCGCAGCCGGAGACACACUUUCUGGUGGGAUGCGUGUCCUACUGACACCUGCCGGACCAAGGUUGAAAAGAAUUCGCAAGGCCCUACACGCACAACUCCAGCCCAAAAUGGCGGCGACGUAUGAAGACAUGCAAUCACGCCACGCCAAGAACCUCAUCGCUGACAUACUCAAAGACCCGUCUCAACACCAGAUGCACGCCAAAAGGUAUUCCGCGAGCGUCAUCAUGACCCUUACCUACGGAAAAUCCACUCCAACGAGCUACACCGAUCCCGAAGUCCAGCAAGUUAACAACUGUCUAUUCCGUCUUGGGGUAGCCAUCCGUCCCGGUACCUACCUCGUCGACACUUUCCCCAUGCUCGCUUACAUACCCGGCUACCUCUCCACUCUCAAGCGCUACCACCAAGAAGAGCUCACGCUCUUCCGAGAACAACUCGGGACCGUCAAAGGUAAAAUGGUCCAGAACGAAGAGCUCCCCCCGAGUUUCGCAAAGCACCUCCUCCAGAACCAGAACACAUACGGGCUGAGCGACGACGAGGUUGCGUACUCUGCAGGGUCGAUGUUCGGUGCAGGUUCUGAUACGACCGCAGCCGCAAUUAGCUUCAUGAUCAUGGCGUGCGCUUCCUUCCCUGACGCGCAGAGAUGGGCGCAGGAGGAGAUCGACAACGUAGUGGGGCAGCAACGAGUUCCGACAUUCGCAGACCAAGAACUGUUACCUCGUGUGGGAGCAUUCGUUUUAGAGUGCACGCGAUGGCGGCCCGUUAUCAUUUCAGGGUUCGCUCAUAAAGCCACAAAAGACAUUUAUUGGCAAGAAUACGUGAUCCCAGCUGGAGCAACCGUCAUCGGUAACCACUGGUGCAUCUCGCGAGACCCAGAAGUCUACCCCUCCCCAAAUGAAUUCACCCCCCAGCGCUGGAUCCGCACCUCAGACUCGUCCCUCAACAUCGAUAACAAGCCAUUCACUUUUGGUUUUGGCCGUCGUGUCUGCCCCGGUUCUCACGUCGCCGAAAGGUCCUUGUUCCUCACAGCUGCGAUGAUUCUCUGGGCUUUCAACAUAAGCAACUCCACCCCGAUCGAUACCAUGGCGUUCACACAAACAGCCAACGUCCAUCCGUUGCCGUUCAGCGUGGACAUCAAGCCUAGGUUCGAAGGGGUUUCGGAAUUAGUC